AAUGUAGGUGUUGAUAUUCGCAAAUAAGUACGAAAUUUUUUUGAAUUAUUUUUAUUCGUUUGCAAAACAACAAAAAGUAGUCGCUCUCUUCCAUUAAAUUAAUGGAUAAUGGGUCCAAAUUCAUCGAUGCAUUCGUUUUGGUCUCCAGCUAACAAUACCAACAGUCUUGUUUCCUCCUGGGAAUCCAUUUUGUUAAUGAGUCUAUUGUGCGCUACAAAUACACGACAAAAACGUUGCAUUCAAUGCGCGCCCGCUCCACCCCGCAGCCGCUCGCAAACCGCUAGUAUUAUAAGACUGUGAAAUUAGAAAUUAGACAAGCUAUAAAGUAAAAUUUAAUAUUUAAUAAAUGAAAAUUUCACUACAAAAAACAGGUGAAUCUUAAUGCAAAUUUUUAAAUUAAGUCUAAACUGGUUUUGGAUAUUAUUGAGGAAAACUAAUUUCAAGAAGAUAUUGAGGUAGUUUUAACUUUGCAUGUAACUGUGAAAAAGAUAUAUUCUUCGGAAGUAGGAUCGAGUAAAGCGUAAGAAUGGACUACUGAAAAAUCUGUAAGCAGUUUGUCGUCAUAAAUAAGUCAAUUCAUUAAUCCAUACAGUAUGGAACAGCUGAACACAAAUGGUGUUAAGGUUAAGGUACUACCAUUGUAUAAAGAAUUCUUUAUACAAUGGUACUACCAAUGCUUCCAACGUUGGACGCUGGCUUAAGAAGCAUCGUGUGGUCGUAAUGCACAAGUCAUAUGACGAAUGUUUUAGUUCAAACAUUGGUUAUGGAAAGUCCCGCGUCAAAGGAAUACCCAACAAUGGAACGAAGCUGGAACCAACAGUUGUACAACUAUACACACCUCUUGCGUGUGAAUACUACGUGUUUUGUAUGAAAAUCCAAAGUUGUCAGUGUCAUCUAGUUGAUUUUAGAACAAUUUAUAUUUGCUAUGCCGUUAAUCACUUUUAGCCAUUUGUUUAAAUUGGAUUUCUGCCAACCUAUCCAACCUUCUUUCCAAUGUUCAGCCGUACGUUUGAACACGAAUGUUUGUGCAAAUGCUGGACGCAUCGUGUAAUACCAGCUUUAGCAGAAGCUUCGUACCAAUAAAUUAAUCUCAACAAUUCCAAACACAGCAAUAGCGCUAAGAAUUUUGAAUAUUGCUUACAUUUCCGAAUCCAUAAAAUUUUAGUUAUUUUGGAUACAAGAAAGAUGAUAGAAGGUUUCGAAAAGAUAAAGACAGGAAAAAUAAAAUUUUUUUAGAUAAAGUAAGUAAUUUAGUAGAGUCUUGUGGACCGACAGAUUUUUUCGGUAAAUAUUAUGAUGAACGAGCACAUAGAACAGCUGGAAUGUGGAUGUCAUAUCUCUAAUGGUGCAUUCCAGUAAACGUUCACGGCGCGAGAAAUACUCUGUUGGGUAUUCCACAUAGCGACUAUGAUCGCAGCGAUAACGUCACUUAUGAUGUCAUCUCUAACGUUCACGACGACUCUUGUCAUAAGUGAGCGUUGAAAUUAUCAACGGAAUUUUCAAAGUUCAAGCAACGCAGACUGCAACCAUGAUAAUAUAUCUCAUUAUUUGAUGGAGUAUGGGAUACUAUAAUUACUUAUGAAGCAUUGUUCUGAUGUACCACCAAAUAUUUUACUAUAGCCGUGGAAGAUAUUUUGAUUUUACUUUAAUGUAAAUUAGUUAACCAAUCCGCUUAAAAAUUCAAUGACAAAUUGUAACAUAACCUCUCAAAGCUUUCGUUUUUUCCUGUUUUGCCAUUCAUUGAUAUUUAUCUCUAUACUCAAAAUGCCUCGCAAGCCAUUCCACUUGACUUUACGAAUAUAACGCUCUGGACUAAGUGGAACGGGAAAGAUCGUGAUUGUUGUGAGUGCUUAGUGAAAUGUACCCUAGGGAAAGUUCCAGCCUUCGUCCAAUGUUCAGCCAACGUUGAAGGUUGAAUAUUUGCGCAAACAUUGGACGCAUAGUGUAGUUGCAGCACUGCAUUCAGCCUUCCUUCAAAUGUUCAUUUGUACAUUGGAACGCAGGAGGAAAAGUGAUUUAAAAAUUGGCAAACUGUGCAAAUUAAUAAAAAUGUUGUACCAAUAAUAACGUGUAAUCCAUGUUGCUAUAAAAAAUGAAGAACCGUAAAGAGAAUCUGCAAUUGAAAAAGGGGCUUCAAUGUAUUCAUAACCUUGUAGGAUUGUAAAAUAGGUUCCUAAAAUAACUGUAAAAAUUAUACCCUGAAGCCUUGGGUGAAAUUAUUUCCUAUUAAUCUAUGAUGAGCUCACGUUACUGUUCACGAAUGUUCACCCAAACGUUGAACUCGUCAUGUAGUACUUUAGACGCAUCGUGGGUCGUAGUGCACAUGUCAUAUGACGAAUGGUUUAGUUCCAACAUUGGCCACGGAAAGUCUAUUUUUUUAAUUCACGUCACAUAUGUACGCAACAUUGGAACGAAGCUGGAACCAUAUAUGUAAUAUUCCUAUGUGGACAGUUCUUAUGGGAAAAAACGUCUCUACGUUACGGUGCCGACAGUAUUCAUUAUCUCUUUCAUUCAAAACACUUUAUAUAUACUGCACAUGCUUAAAAAUUCUCUAAAAUAUAAGUAGUGGGAAAAUAAUAACUAACUGAAGCUGUCGGAGGAGAGAGAGAACGAUACACUAUUUUACCACUUAUAGAAACUGUCCAUAUAGGAGUAUUACAUAUAUGGUUGAAACUACACAUUGAAGCUACACAUAGCUCUUGCCUUUUUGCGUGUAAAUGCUACGUGUAUUGUAUAAAAAUCCAUAGUUGUAAGAAUCAUCCAGUUUAUUUUAAAAGAAAAUAUAUAUGUUGUAUACUGUUAAUCACUUUUUGGCACGUUUUUAUAUCUUUAUAUAAGGUUCGAGCCUUGAAAUGUUGGCAUGGUGUAGUACCGGCUUUAGCAGAAGCUUCCAAACUAUAUCACGAACUGAACGUAGAAACAACUUUCUCACCACCAAAUACAAUUCGUUCAGAAAAAAAUUAACACUUACAAUAUAUUCGUACCAAUCAAUGAAUAAAAUUUAGAUAAAGUUUCAAUUUAAGAUAAAAUUUUAGACAGUUUGCAUAAGAGAAAGCUAACAAAAGGUUUCGCAAAGAUAAAGAGGAAAAAUAAAUCUUUUGUAAAUAAAGUAACUGAUUUAUUUUCAGACAAAUUUUUUCGGUAAAUUGUAUUAUGAACGAGUACCUAGUACAUCUGGUAUGUGGAUGACAUAUCUUAUUAAAGCAGAAUCCUAACCUCUAAUUCUAUAGGUUAACCUAUAUAUUCAUUGAGUAAAUAUAUAAUUAUGUUGUUUUCUAGAAUUUUACAAGUAACUAAACAUAAAUUAACUAAAGUAAUAAUACCUGUUCAACAAUUUUCAAAUUUACACAUUCAAAAGACAUCCAGUUCUUUGUCACUAUUAGCAAAUGUUUCAAGUGUGUAUAAUCCUUGGAUUUACCAACAAAAUAAUAAUUUAAAUUUGCCCCAAAAUAUUAAUUCAAAUGUUGAAUUACCAAAUUGUAUAAAAGCAAUAUUGCCAAAAAUAGAACCUAUUAAACGAGAUAUAAUUGAAGCCCCUGCCCUAGAUGAUACUGUUAAAAAAGAAGCAGUUAAAAUGAUAGUUAUUAGAAGAAAGAAGAUGAAAAAACACAAGUUGAGAAAAUUAAGGAAAAGGAUGAAGUUUGAAUGGGCUAAAAAACGACAACGAAGGGAACUAAAAAAGGAAAAACUUUUCCAAGCAGAGCUUAUUCAGCAAUAUAAAACAGCAGAGAAAUUUUCCGCAGAAGAAUAUGUGACUACAAAACUUAAAGAAUUUGACCAGGCUAGUGAGUUAUUGGCAAAAAAUGAAUCAUCUGAAAUAGAAGCAAGAUCCAGUAGGAAAACAUGAAUUGAGUGAGCAGUUGAUUCAUUUUGUAACUUAUAUGUUGAUUUAAUAAAGUGUAUUAGAGUUUUCAUAAUAAACUUUUGAGCCAACUA
This is a messenger RNA of Diorhabda carinulata, 3936 nucleotides long. RefSeq lists its product as uncharacterized. The transcript has 3 exons. Bases 3266 to 3847 code for a protein of 193 amino acids. The record is from RefSeq and is a predicted model, not a curated record. Lineage: Eukaryota; Metazoa; Arthropoda; Insecta; Coleoptera; Chrysomelidae.